AAGAGAUAUAAGCAGCUCCUGGUCAGACAACACAUUUCAAACAGAAACCAACUUCCUCUGGAAGCUCUCUUCACUGUUGACUUCUCCCUCCAAUGGCCCGAAACAAGGAAUCGUUGCUUUUGCUGCUUGAUGUGGGUCCUUCAAUGCACAAUGUUCUUCCUGAUGUUGAGAAAGCCUGUUCCAUGCUGAUUGUUAAAAAGUUGAUGCAUGGCAAAUAUGACGAAGCUGGAAUUGUCUUAUUUGGAACAACAGAAACUGACAACGAACUUACUACGGAAGUUGGGGGUUAUGAACAUGUGAUGGUUUUAAAAAAUAUCAAGGUUGUUGAUGGAGAUAUUGUUGACGCAUUGCAGCAACUGCCUAGGGGAACUGCUAAUGGUGAUUUUCUUGAUGCUAUAAUUGUUGGCAUGGAUAUGCUGAUAAAAAAAUUUGGAGACACUAACACAGGAAAGAAACGUCUUUGUCUUAUUACUAAUGCACUUUGUCCAAUAAAAGAUCCGUUUGAAGGAACAAAGGAAGAUCAAGUUUCCACUAUUGCUAAACAAAUGACUGCUUAUGGCAUGAGAAUGGAAAGCAUAAUUGUGAGAGGAAAGCAUGUUCAUGCUGUAAAUAAGAGAAUAAUGGAUGAGAAUGAUAGUCUGUUAAGUAUUUUUUCUAAGGAAACAGAUGCCAGACUGCUAUAUGUGGAGGAUUCAGUUUCACUAUUUGGUGCUCUUAGAGCUCGAAAUAUAUCUCUGGUUACAGUUUUCAGAGGGGAUCUUGAAGUCAGCCCUAAAUUGAGGAUUAAGGUAUGGGUGUACAAGAAAACAGCAGAAGAGAAGUUUCCAACCCUGAAGAAAUAUUCUGACAAGGCGCCUACAAAGGAUUUGUCUGCUACACAUGAAGUCAAGGUGGAUUUUGAGUACAAAAAAUCCGAAGAUUCUAAAGAUGUUGUUCCACCAGAUCAAAGAAUUAAAGGUUAUUCUUAUGGGCCUCAAGUAGUUCCUAUAUCCUCUGUUGAAUGGGAGGCUGUAAAGUUUAAACCAGAGAAGGGUGUUAAGCUUCUAGGAUUUACUGAUUCUUCAAACAUAUUUAGACAUCAUUACAUGAAAGAUGUUUUCAUUUUCAUAGCUGAACCAGGAAAUAAAAAGGCUACUCUCACGGUUUCUGCACUAGCAAGGGCCAUGAAGGAAAUGAAUAAGGUAGCAAUACUACGCUGUGUUUGGAGACAUGGACAGGGGAAUGUCACCAUUGGGGUCUUGACACCCAAUGUAUCUGACAGAGAAGAUAUUAUGGAUUCCUUUUACUUAAAUGUACUUCCUUUUGCUGAGGAUGUGCGAGAGUUUCAAUUCCCUUCUUUUAGUAAGUUACCAGCAUAUUUGCAGCCAAAUCAACAGCAGCUAGAGGCAAGUGAUAACUUGGUGAAAAUGUUUGACCUUGCACCAGAUGGUGAAGAGAAAGUUUUGCUUCCUGAAUUCACGCCAAACCCAAUCCUGGAGCGUUUGUAUCAUUACCUUGAUCUUAAGUCAAAGCAUCCAGAUGCUGCUGUACCCCCUCUUGAUAACACACUCAAGAAAAUAACAGUACCUGAUGCGGACCUACUUACGCAAAACAAAUCUGUGAUUGAUACACUUCGUAUGUCUUUUGAGCUCAAGGAAAACCCCAAACGAAAAAAAUCAAGAAACUUGCUGCAGGAAAAAGGAUCUCAUUAUUGUGAAGGAGAGGAUAAAAUAAAGGUUACUGCUCUGCCUGUUGAUCUCGUUGAACAUGCACCCAAUGUUAAAGUUGAGAAAAUUGGAGAUAUAACUCCAGUCCAAGAUUUUGAAGCCAUGUUAUCUCGUAGAGAUAGUCCAGAUUGGGUUGAUAAAGCAAUUAAGGGAAUGAGUAAUAAAAUAUUUGAUCUGGUAGAGGAUUCCCAUAAAGGUGAUAAUUAUCCUAAAGCACUGGAAUAUUUAAUAGCACUUCGCAAGGGCUGCAUCCUUGUGCAGGAACCUGAACUGUUCAACAAAUUUCUCCGGCAUCUUUGCAAUUUCUGUCAGGAGAAAGAUCUCAGGAGUUUCUGCGACUAUCUUGUUUCUGGAGGAGUCACCUUGAUCUCCAAAGCAGAAGCUGUAGACAGCGAAGCUACUGAUGAUGAGGCUAGAAGCUUCUUAGUAAAGUCUGAGCCAGUAGUCUUUUGAGGUUAAACAUCGCAAUUUAUGCGCUGGAAUAUCUGAGCCUUGUCAACAACUGCGCACGUUUUGUUGGGUAAAUAGGACAUGAUAAGCUAGAGAGAACUAGGACUUAAUCAGUUUGGAGUUGUGUGUGGUCAAUCCCUCUCAUGAAGUCUUAUUUAUAGGGAAAAAAUAUAGUGCGAGUUUGUUUAAGUGUUGACCUUAAGUACAAUGGACCUAAACAUUAAUGAAUUUAUACUCCAUUUUGUACAGCAUUUAUUGUUGAUAUCAUGUAGGUUGGACACACUGGAUAUAAAAUUGUUUCACGCUUGCAUGUAUUGUGUAGUAGGAAAAUGCUAUUGAGAAUAUGCCAUGGAGGAAUGAAUCCGGGAUAGGCAUGGCUUCUUGGGCUGGACUAUGGUGAGUUGUCCAUUUAUUAUAUUAACCAAGAGACAGGAGUUUAUGAUCCUU
Neltuma alba is the source of this 2603-nucleotide messenger RNA. Its product is annotated as ATP-dependent DNA helicase 2 subunit KU80. Gene Ontology annotation, molecular function: telomeric repeat DNA binding; damaged DNA binding; DNA helicase activity. The transcript is spliced from 12 exons. The record is from RefSeq and is a predicted model, not a curated record. Gene Ontology annotation, cellular component: Ku70:Ku80 complex; nucleus. Gene Ontology annotation, biological process: DNA recombination; double-strand break repair via nonhomologous end joining; telomere maintenance. The coding region runs from base 93 to 2159 and encodes 688 amino acids. Lineage: Eukaryota; Viridiplantae; Streptophyta; Magnoliopsida; Fabales; Fabaceae.